Messenger RNA from Aphanomyces astaci, 765 nucleotides. RefSeq lists its product as hypothetical. Lineage: Eukaryota; Oomycota; Saprolegniomycetes; Saprolegniales; Verrucalvaceae. The record is from RefSeq and is a predicted model, not a curated record. Bases 1 to 765 code for a protein of 254 amino acids. The transcript is spliced from 2 exons.
AUGGAUGCACUCUCACCACCUACCACUUGGACGUGUGAGACGAAUUCCGACGACAUGGAGGUCCAAAUUCACGAUUUGACCUCUCCGGUGGCCGAAAUGCGCGAUUUUGGCUUGAACUCGUUUUCGGCGACGCGCGACGCCGCCUCCACCGAUCCUGCUUCGCCGCCUAUGGUGCGUGAGUAUGCCACCUCCCCGGGUCCCAUGGUACCUGUCGAUGUGCCACGACACCUCAAACGGCACUCAAACGGCGCAACGGCCUGUCUGGAACCACCACCGCGAGCGCUGCAACCGCUUCUGGCCAUUUGGGCCUAUCCACCAGCAACACCGUCAGCCCUGGUGAUGCGCGAAGUGAUAUAUCGUCCCAAGCCACGUUACCUGCUCGUGUUGGUGACGCUGGAUCGUCUGAAAACGUCAAUCCACGCUCGCUCCAAUGGCUCUGCAGCUUCGGCUACGACUGCCACCUCGCCGCCGUCGACCGAUCCAUGGACCGCCUUCGCUGCCAAGCGUGUCGAGGCGACCAAGGCGUCACAGACGAAGGAUGUGGGUACGUAUCGUCCAUCCAUGGCCGAUCUGAAGCCGCUCCUUGCCAAGCACUCUGCAGGCACUCUGUCCUUCCACGACACCUUACCCAUCCAGAAGCACGACAAGCGCGAGGUCGUCGGAUGGCUGCACAUGGCCACGGGCAACCACACCAAGGCCAUCAACGAGGAUAUAUGCCGCCAUGGCGUCGCUGCUGCACGACAACCAGUCGUUGGUCAAGGGUGA